GCUAUUGAAACAUCCGUUUACGCACGUAACUCUUGCUUACGUUGACGCACAAACCUUGCCACCUUCUGUUCUGUUCAGUCAUACAAUAGAUGUCCCUUAUUUAUCAUAGUUGUUUGUCAGUUGUCCAGUGGGAACUAGUCCUGUUUUUUUAAUAUUUCCAGAAUUGUGGAAUGAAUCCAGUACCUUAAGGACACCUUGAGACGUCUGUGUCUGGUCUUGUCUGCUGCAUGCAGCCGAAACUGGAUAAUAUGAUCAAGACGAAGAGCAUAUAUGCAGCCCGUUUGUGACCAUAUGCAUUAUGGAAAGAAGCUUUCAAGCUGUUGUUUAAGAAUGGCUAUAAUACCGUGCAUCUUCUUGCAUUCAUGAGCAUCAGUGUGAUAUAUAGCGAUGACGAGGCUUCCGACACGGCGAGUGCUUCUUGACGCAUGAAUUGACUCAUCUUUUUACAAGAAAUGGCAUGCAGCCAACGAAGGGUCCUCGCAGCAGCCUUUCUAAGCAAAUAAUCCCUAAACGGGAAGUCGGUGCUGUAAGACCCGCCCAAAAGUUGUGUAAUGGUUUCCGCUCUAUAUCAUUGAAUGUGGUUUGUACAGCCGUACACCACACCGGGCGGCUACCGCGUACGUAGCCGGUGUUGAAUUCAGACUUUUGCUGUUGAAGGUGAUGUGUGCUGAGGCAUAUGCUUACCGGUCAAGUUUCAAAAACAUGGAGAAAGCAGGAGAAGGGACAGGUACCAGUGAAAAAAGAGAUUGCGUUGGAGGAAUGCAGAAGGCGGUGACUGCUGAGGUCUGUGCAAUAGAAGCCGAGUAGUGCUAAAAAGCAACAGAAACCAGUACCUUACCUCUACACACUCGAACUUCCGCACGCAGAGGAGUUGUGUCGAAUGAAUAAUGAAUUGUGUUUGCACGGUGAGCCACAGUUGCGUCUCGGAUAUGGAAAUCUAUCGAAUGAAAUGCCAAUGGCACGAGCACGGUGUCAUAUUAGACAGCAAUCGUGCAUAAAGAUGUUUGUAUUUGAUGUUGACACGUGUGAUAAUAACGAGAUGGGCAGUAUGCCGCCACGUAUGGGAGAUUUGCAGUGUAGCUGAUAUUGCAGGUUUGUAACGAGUGGGCGGGAUACAGGACUGAUAUCGAUGUAUAUCCUGUCGUGGUCUUCUAAGGACAUUAGUAUGGAUAUUGCAUUACUUCCUGUGAGGACGGUACAUAAGCUUACUGUCUACGUUCAUUUGCUCAGAGGAAGGUAUCUGAGGCUAUUGACCGCUUGUCUACAUUCUGCCGUUGCUGCUGAUCACACCAUGUUGAUGCUCGUUUGUAUGACUAUACUUUCUUGUCCCGUGCUGUUGUACUCUCGGGCAGUUUCCAGAUCUGCAGUUGUGUGCUCAAAUAGUCAAACGUCACUGAAAGAGCUCGCUUCCACAGACAGCAUGGCUAACAUUGCUUCACUUUCAUCUGUUGACGAAUUUCAUCUGGAGAACGUUGCGUCGAGACGGAAAGGACGGGCUGUUACAAGUCAUUCCAACGCCCUCUGGAAAGAGGCAAUUAUUCCUUACAAGUUUCAUGAGUCAGUAUUGGCAGAUAGAAAAAUCAAGAGAGCAUUUACGGAAGCCAUGACCAAAUGGGAGCAGAACACUUGCAUUCGGUUCGUUUCAGCUGGGAAUAGUACACUGAACAGGAGAUAUCUCUUGUACACUACAGCACCAGGAAGUGAGUGCUCGACUGCUGUUGGCAGGCUGGCUGGAGGUGGCCCUCAGGAAGUAAGACUAGGAUUCAAUUGUACGCCUCUGGAAGGAGUGGCUAUGCAUGAGCUGGGUCAUUCAAUAGGCUUCUGGCAUGAGCACACUCGGCCAGACCGAGACAGAUAUGUAGAAAUACUCUACAGCAAUAUCGACGAAGAGUAUCAUUCUAACUUUAACAUUAGACAGGCGGAGGACAUCGAUUCCCUAGGACUACCCUAUGAUCUGGACAGCAUAAUGCACUAUUCACUGGAUGCUUUUAGUAAUAACCAACAGAAUACGAUCCGUGUGAAAGUCGACUUUCAAGGAGUAGUUGGUCAACGAUUAUUUCUAAGUGACAAAGACAUUCAGCAAGCCAAUUUAUUGUACAAGUGUCAAGCUAUGACUAAAAAGCGUCCUCUUGGAUGUAAUGGAGAAAUUAGUGAUGGUGAUACCGUUGGUUUACGCAUCCAAGCUGUCACAGGAGGAUUAGGCCACAACUGGCUGCGUUGUAAAAAGAAAGAUAAUCUCCACUGUCGCCCUUCAGAGACAACAUGUGCUGGCUAUCACUUUGACAAUAACGACUGGAAGCAUUGUAAACACGAUAUGUUUCGCAUUUUUUCCGUUCAGGCUAACCAGGAUGGUGCUGUUCAUGUUGGAGACACUGUGGUUCUAACAACUGCUACAAACAGUCACAGAGACCGUGGCUGUCUCACUUGCACCAGUGGGUUUAAGUGCAAGAUUAUUCCCUGUCCGAAUGUGUUCUCUAACAAGUCCAAUGUUUUCACUAACAUGCACUUUACUAUUGAAGCAGUUGAUGCCAAAAAAGGAGAUGUUUUAAAAGAUCAGCACGUCAUUGGAUUGAGGUCGACUCAAGACAACAACCUGAUGGCUUGCAAGGAUAACGGUCGUGUCCCUCAGUGCAGGAGAAGGGGUUGUGAAGUGGAUGCAUCAGAUGGUGUUCAGCCUCGUAGCCUUAGCAACUGCUCGGACGCACAGUUUGUUAUCACGAAACUUGUCUCUCAGAAAGUGCAGGUUUCGUCUAGUAAUUGCGAAAUUAGAGACUAGUAGGAAGACAGAGAUCUGCUAUCAUUUUUAUAGACAUAGAUGUUUAGGUAUAGCGUACGGUACAGGAGACAGUUGUAGUCUCUCUUACUGAACAGUAACGAGUAAUUUGUUUGAUUUAUAUUCUACUAUGUAUAUAAGAGAGAGAGAGAGAGACAGAGAGCUGAAAUACAUUGCUUGUAGUGAGCUUUUGGAGAACCUAGAAUAAGCUAACUCUUCUGUAUUUUCGAAGCAGCUGCAGUUUCUACAAAAAUUUAUCUGAUCUGGAAAUAGAAAA
Molecule: messenger RNA, 3050 nt
Organism: Corticium candelabrum
Lineage: Eukaryota; Metazoa; Porifera; Homoscleromorpha; Homosclerophorida; Plakinidae
Product: blastula protease 10-like
Exons: 5
Coding region: 1130-2776 (548 amino acids)
Biological process (GO): proteolysis
Molecular function (GO): zinc ion binding; metalloendopeptidase activity
Source: RefSeq, a predicted model, not a curated record